CAGAGCAAGGUGAAGUCAAAAAAUCUAUAAAACUAUCAGGAUUGAACCUAUUUGUUGAAUCUAAAGCAGCGGAGUCUUCUUUCCAGAAUGAAAAUUGAUAUUCACAGUCACAUACUUCCAAAGGAAUGGCCAGAUCUCAAACAGAGAUAUGGUUACGGAGGAUGGAUCCAGAUGCAGCAUCACUGCCAGGAUCAGGCAAAUAUGAUUAAGGAUGGCAAGAUGUUCCGUGUUGUGGAAUCCAACUGCUGGGAUCCUGAAGUGAGGCUGAAAGAAAUGGAUAAGUCAGGAGUAACAGUGCAAGCGCUCUCUACAGUUCCUGUAAUGUUCAGCUACUGGGCAAAACCCCAGGAUACACUUGACCUAUCACAGUUUUUAAAUGAUGACAUAGCAUCCAUUGUUCGGAAGUAUCCAAAAAGAUUUGUAGGGCUUGGAACUCUACCGAUGCAGGCUCCCGACCUGGCAGUGCAAGAAAUGCAUCGCUGUGUGAAGGAGCUUCGAUUUCCAGGAGUACAGAUUGGAUCCCACAUCAACCAAUGGGAUCUGAAUUCACCUGAACUUUACCCAGUUUAUACUGCUGCUGAAGAAUUAAACUGUUCAAUCUUUGUACAUCCCUGGGAUAUGCAAAUUGAUGGAAGAAUGUCCAAAUACUGGUUGCCCUGGCUGGUAGGUAUGCCAGCUGAAACAACAACCGCCAUAUGCUGUAUGAUCAUGGGUGGAAUAUUUGAAAGGUUUCCAAAACUUAAGGUCUGCUUUGCACAUGGAGGCGGAGCCUUCCCAUACACAAUUGGACGCAUUAAUCAUGGGUUCAAGGUACGACCCGAUUUGUGUGCUGUUGAUAACAGGAAAGCUCCAGAAAAGUAUCUUGGUUCUUUUUACACAGAUUCAUUAGUUCAUGAUCCCCAGGCAUUAAAACAUCUUGUAGAUGUGAUAGGGGAGGAUAAAGUGCUUUUGGGAACCGACUACCCUUUCCCUUUAGGAGAACAUAUUCCAGGACAACUGAUUGAAUCUAUUGAAGAAUUUGAUGGACGACUGAAAGACAGACUUUUGGCUGGCAAUGCAUUAUCUUUCCUUGGACUUGAAAGAACACUGUUUAAUUGACAGCAAGAGUUGUGGAAGAGAACACUUCAAUGAAAAUUUAUAUAUGUAUUACCUGUAUUAUUUACAUAAUAGUGUUUACAUUAAAGGGAUAUGAUACCCAAAAUGUAUUAUCCAAAUUUGCUUCAUUCUCAUGGUAUUCUUUAUUGAAGAGAUACUUAAGUAGGUGUCAGGAGCACUGCAUGGCAAGAAAACAGUGCUGCUAUCUAGUGCUCUUGCAAAGCUUUUGCUAUAUAGUGCUCCAGAAAUGGGCAGGCUCCUAAGCUUAUGUCCCUGCUUUUAAAACAAAGAUACCAAGAGAACAAAUAAAAAUUGAUAAUAGAAAUAAAUAAGAAAGUUGUUUAAAAUUAAAUGUUCUAGUUAAAUUAUGAAAGACAAAUGUUGGGAUUUGUUUCCCUUUAAUAACAUAUUAAAUGGUUUUACAUUAUUAAAUGUU
Bombina bombina (fire-bellied toad) is the source of this 1531-nucleotide messenger RNA. It is a transcript of the gene ACMSD, whose product is annotated as aminocarboxymuconate semialdehyde decarboxylase. NCBI's taxonomy places the organism in Eukaryota, Metazoa, Chordata, Amphibia, Anura, Bombinatoridae. The transcript has 10 exons. Gene Ontology annotation, cellular component: cytosol; cytoplasm. Gene Ontology annotation, biological process: secondary metabolic process. The record is from RefSeq and is a predicted model, not a curated record. Gene Ontology annotation, molecular function: carboxy-lyase activity; hydrolase activity. The coding region runs from base 88 to 1098 and encodes 336 amino acids.